Helianthus annuus (common sunflower) is the source of this 1900-nucleotide messenger RNA. RefSeq names its product catalase-like. The transcript is spliced from 8 exons. The record is from RefSeq and is a predicted model, not a curated record. Gene Ontology annotation, biological process: response to hydrogen peroxide; hydrogen peroxide catabolic process. Gene Ontology annotation, molecular function: catalase activity; heme binding. Lineage: Eukaryota; Viridiplantae; Streptophyta; Magnoliopsida; Asterales; Asteraceae. The coding region runs from base 107 to 1585 and encodes 492 amino acids. Gene Ontology annotation, cellular component: peroxisome; cytoplasm; plasma membrane.
AUCAAAUUAUAAGAUAUUUUCCUUAUAAAUAGUCCCAAGCAUUACAAGGUGAUAGCAAGCGGAAAGCUUCUCUCUACUGUCUUAUCUUCACUCUCUAUUCAAGAUCAUGGAUCCCUACAAGCAACGCCCUUCAAGUGCUUACAAUGCCCCUUUCUGGACAACAAAUGCCGGUUUACCGGUUUACAACAACACUGCAUCAUUGACUGUUGGAAAUCGAGGUCCAAUUCUCCUUGAGGACUAUCAUUUGAUUGAGAAACUUGCCAACUUCACUCGUGAGCGGAUCCCCGAACGUAUCGUUCAUGCGAGGGGUGCGAGCGCAAAGGGGUUCUUCGAGGUCACACACGACAUUACUCAUCUCACCUGCGCUGACUUCCUCCGCGCCCCUGGAGUUCAAACUCCUACCAUUGUUCGUUUCUCGACUGUUAUCCAUGAGCGUGGAAGCCCCGAAACCAUCCGAGAUCCCCGAGGAUUUGCAACAAAGUUCUACACCAGAGAAGGUAACUUUGACAUUGUGGGAAACAAUUUCCCCGUGUUCUUUACGCGUGAUGCAAUGGCGUUCCCAGACGUGAUCCACGCGUUUAAACCAAACCCGAAGUCACACAUCCAAGAAGACUGGAGGAUUCUUGACUUCUUGUCACACCAUCCAGAGAGUUUGAACACCAUGACAUUCUGGCUCGAUGAUGUCGGUAUCCCAACCGAUUACCGACACAUGGAAGGCUCAAGUGUCAACACUCUCACUUUAGUUAACAAAGAAGGAAAAAUUCACUAUGUGAAGUUCACAUGGAAGCCCACAUGUGGAGUCAAAUGUUUGAUGGACGACGAAGCGAUCAAAAUCGGAGGCGCGAAUCACAGUCACGCCACUCAAGAUCUUUACGAUUCGAUCCAAGCUGGUAACUUCCCUGAAUGGAAGCUGUAUCUCCAAGUGAUUGACCCUGAUCAUGAAGAUAGGCUUGACUUUGACCCGCUCGAUGGCACCAUGACCUGGCCCGAGGACAUCAUACCUUUGCAGCCCGUUGGGCGUAUGGUGUUGAACAAGAACAUUGACAACUUCUUUGCUGAAAAUGAACAGCUAGCGUUCAACCCGGGUCUUGUUGUUCCUGGGAUUUAUUACUCUGAUGAUAAGAUGCUUCAAGGGCGUAUUUUCGCGUACUCUGAUACCCAAAGGCACCGUCUCGGACCGAAUUACUUGCAGCUCCCUGUCAAUGCACCUAAGUGUGCUCAUCAUAAUAAUCAUUAUGAUGGAAACAUGAACUUCAUGCACAGAGAUGAGGAGGUUGAUUACUUCCCUUCGAGGUAUGAUCGUGUUCAACAUGCUAAGCAGUACCCGAUCAAUUCCCGUCAAGUUACUGGAACCCGUGACAGGACUGUGAUCCCAAAAUACAACGAUUUCAAGCAGCCCGGAGACAGAUACCGAUCAUGGGAUCCAGCCAGGCAAGAGAGAUUCAUUGUCCGAAUGUGUAAGAUGUUGUCUGACCCAAGGGUAACCCACGAACUCCGCAGUAUUUGGAUCUCCUACUGGACCCAGGCCGACCAGUCUCUGGGGCAGAAGAUAGCAUCACGCCUCAAUGUGCGCCCCAAUUAUUGAACACGGUUAUCUUGAGUUUGGGCCCGAUUAAGCUAGAUUGAUGAUCAUGCUAUAGGAGGUCCGUCUCUAAGAUUGUUAUGUUACACAAGCGGUGUUGUAUGUAUCAGUCCUACCUUUCGUCUGUAAUAUUUUAUCUUUUACUUAAGGAACCUGAAACUUAGAAUAAGCGCACACCUAGAUGUGUGAGUCACUGUGUUUCAGGUUCGGGUCUGUAAAGUGAAAGCCUAAACUUUUUUGGCACACAUGUUAUGUAAGUUGUUUUUCUUCAAAUGUAUUGUUGUUUUUGGCUAUCUAUUUGAUGCUUCUGUUCAUGUA